GGAUGCUGACAACAUCAACAAGGUUUUCAAUGAUAGUAGUGAAGAAGUAGGCAAGUUCUGUGCUACCUGUCACCACGAUAUAAUGAAGAAAAGGGUGCCCAAUUUAUGUUUGUCAAAUGGAUUGAAGUUUAUGGAUAUCCUAACGGAGAUUAGCCAACUUACAACAAGGCUGGAAGAACGACUGGUAGUAGCUCGACAUGUUUUUCAAACUAUAUGGAAGGUUUAUGGUGGACAAUACAGAUCAAGAGGUGCCAUCGUCAAUAGUACCUGCCCGUGUGAACCGAGUUGUAUCUUCUAUCCCUCGUCCAAUGAACGACACUGGUAUACUGCACAUUCAACUGACUCGAAGAUUACGAUAUCGUCACAAUUAUGCGGACGGCAAUGUUAGGGUGGAUCUAGUGAAAUCAUCAGCACGGAUAUUAUGCCAGCAACCUGUAUAUCGAAUGUUUAAUAUUGGGUUCAACGACCAUGGCCUGAUCCAACAGCGAACGGAAACUGAUGACAACGACAGCAAUGACAAUGAUGGUGGCGAUCUCGAUUUGGGCCAACAGGGAAUGGGAAUUGAUAACGUCGACAACAAUGACAACAAUGGCGAUGAUAGUGACAAUCAUGGCUUGGACGAACAGCCUAUGGAAAUUGAUGACAACAAUGACGAUGGAAACGAUGGUGGUGAUGAUGAUUAUUUGGAUAUAGCUGGUGGACUGGAAGAAAUGUUAUUAGUCACUCAAGAUCAUGGUAUUCGAAUGGCUCCUGUGGAAGGUGAAACCCCGUUGGCUGUGACAACAGAUCCAUACAGUGAUUUUUUGGCAUUUCCGAAAAUAUUUGGUGGACAUUAUCUCUCUGAAAUGGAAGACAACACCCUUUUUUUUUUUUUUGAACUAUGCUACCGGUUCAAAUCUAACACACUCCAGCUGUCCAAUUCGGUGGAACAACUGUCUGAAUUACGGCUUUUGGCUCUAACACAACAUUUACCUUUUCGAUCCAACUAAUCAAAAUGCAAAGCAAUGACGACAAUAUCGAUGUUUGAAGCAAAGACGGCACUGAAUUCGACUAGAUGGUGUGCAGAUUUUAGUUUAAUAAAGUACGAUCAUUGGAUGACGCUGUUAGGGAUAGCUGCAACAUAUUUGGCUCAUCUCAACAAAAGGAACACCAAAACCAGCAAGAACAAAACAAACCUCAACAAGCAUUACAAACAAGAACCAAUAGUAGUUAGUUGUUGCUGUUUUUUUAUUAGUAUUGUUGUUGUUUUCCUCCCUUAAAAAAUAUCUGUAAAUAAAAAGUGUUACGAUUUAGUCUA
Messenger RNA from Halteromyces radiatus, 1297 nucleotides. RefSeq lists its product as uncharacterized. The coding region runs from base 198 to 989 and encodes 263 amino acids. The transcript is spliced from 2 exons. The record is from RefSeq and is a predicted model, not a curated record. NCBI's taxonomy places the organism in Eukaryota, Fungi, Mucoromycota, Mucoromycetes, Mucorales, Cunninghamellaceae.